Molecule: messenger RNA, 1407 nt
Organism: Ciona intestinalis (vase tunicate)
Lineage: Eukaryota; Metazoa; Chordata; Ascidiacea; Phlebobranchia; Cionidae
Source: RefSeq, a predicted model, not a curated record
UGUAUAUUCUUUUGUUACCACACGGGCUGUAAUAAUGCCAUUACGUAGGCUACCGUAAGUAAAGUUCGGUGUUCUUAAGACUUGGUGGAAAAUGCGGGGGUUACCCGCCAUAUAACCACCUGAACUUUGCACGGGCCCUAAUGUACAAGGUAAACCGGGGUAUUUGAAAAGUUCAUCAACCAAGUACACGAGCAUGAAUUACUUGGCACCUUUAGACAUUAGAUUCUCUCAAGAUAGUAUAAAAAGUAGAUUCCAAGAUGGUAGAUCUGUUAUGCAAGCUAUUUUCGACAUUAGAAAUGGGCGAAUGAAAGCCACCGAUUUCCCAACUAUAUCAGUUAAAGAUAUGAACGGUAAUUACUACACCUGCGACAACAGGCGACUGUACGUGUUCAGAGUUUUGCAAUGCGAGGGCAUCUUGAAUACAGUUCCAGUACACAGAACUUCGUAUAUAGACUACCGUAAAUUUACAACCGAGAACCAGGGUGUGUCCAUCAGAGUACGGCAAGGUAGCACACUCCCACACUCGAAAAUCCCAACAAAUAAUACAACUAAAAACAGAAGUUUUGCAAACCAAAGCGUUGCGUCAAGUAGCCCGACGGCACCCGCUGUGUCAUCAAUCAGUGAAACCGGUUCCACAAUUAAGCCACCAUUUAGAAUAUGUCUUCAAGAAAUAAGACAAGAAUCGCGGCACUCUUCGGAACUUAUUUCCGGAACGAUUCCAAAACCAUUAAGUCCCAAUACUACGUCACAUGUCUCAACACCGGAAAACGCCCCACCACCAGAUCCCGGUUGCUAUGCAGCGCACUCAACGUCGUUAUUAAAACGCCCUGAAAUCGUGACGAUACCGGAAAGUUCUUUGGAGCCCUCUACUGGCUUUCACAUAAGAGAGUCGAUUAAAGCUCCCUCCAUUUUAAAAGUUAGACCCAGUGCUGUGUCUUUCUCGAUACGGAAUUUAUCGGGAAAGAUUAACAACUUAAACAAGUAUUGCGAAAUUAUGGUAAAUAACGAAGAGAAUAGAAAAUCGAUAUUAGAAUCAUUUGAACCGUUGCAUGUAUAUAAGGAUGGCUCACAUUACAUUGUUAUGCGUGGUGCUGGCUUCAACAUGAAGCUCUACAUAUGUCGAGUGCUGGAAUAUUGUGGAAAAGUGUCUGAAAUCAGAGUUAAGAUUUUGACAACACCCCCAAAGCUGCCAUUUCAACCCUACAGCGAACUAGAAACAACACGAUUCAACGAAAGUUUGUUGCCUCAUUCAAAUGAAGACGUUUUGGCAGAAAGAAUAAAAAGCCUAUGAACCUGUCUCGCUUAUGACCAAAGAACACAAAUAAUGAAUGACAGGAAUAAAGAACGAAAACUCUAUUUGAAUAUAGGCGAAUCUUUUUAUUAUGUUGAUACAUGGUCGACAAAUUA